GUCUUGGCAACGGUAAAGGGGGGCUCACGGCCAGAGGGAAGGAGAGAAGAAGAGGUACCCGGACUAAUCACAUGACCGCUGCUCUUCUUAUUAUCUCCGUGUUUGGAUGCACAUCGUUUGUUCUCGGACCUUGAGCGACUCUUGAGCAGCCAGUCAGCAGAACACGGUGUUUUUCCUUCGCCUGCGGUUCAAUUGAACGUGAAUCGACAUGUCAGACGUAGUUCCCCCAGAAGUGAGACCAAAACCAGCAGUCCCUGCCAAGCCCCCGAAUGUGGGAGCUCCUUCCCCCUCCAGUCCCUUUCCACCGCAGAUUCCAGGCGUUGGAGGAGGCGUCUCUGCUCCCCCUCCAAGUGCCAUUCCAGUGCCCAUCGGGAGCCACGGCCCGAGGGAUGUUAUAAGUCACAGUGUGGGUCAAAGUGUGGGUCAUGGCGUUGGUCACGUUGGGGCUCACACUGCAGCACAUAACGGAGGUCAUGCCCAUGGGGGCUCCCACAGCUCCAUCGGGGGAUCCACUUUGUUGGGUUAUAUUGGAAUUGACACCAUCAUCGAGCAGAUGAGGAAGAAGACCAUGAAGACUGGAUUUGACUUCAAUGUCAUGGUUGUUGGUCACAGUGGUCUUGGGAAGUCAACUCUAGUGAACACCCUUUUCAAGUCCCAGGUGAGCAGGAAGAGCGCAGGGUGGGCCCGUGAUGAGAAGAUCCCCAAGACGGUGGAGAUUAAAGCAGUGUCUCAUGUCCUUGAGGAGGGUGGUGUGAAGAUGAAACUGACAGUUGUUGACACCCCAGGUUUUGGAGACCUUAUAAACAAUGACAACUGCUGGGAGCCCAUUGCCAAGUACAUCAAUGAGCAAUAUGAGAAGUUCUUAAAGGAGGAGGUCAACAUCACCCGGAAAAAGCGCAUCCCUGACACCAGGGUGCACUGCUGUCUUUAUUUCAUCUCCCCCACUGGACACUCUCUCCGACAGCUGGAUGUCGAGUUCAUGAAGCGCUUGAGCCACGCAGUCAACAUUAUUCCUGUCAUAGCCAAGGCAGACACUAUGACCAUUGAAGAGAGGCAGGAGUUUAAACAGCGGGUAAGGAAGGAGCUGGAGACAAUUGGAAUUGAGUUUUACCCACAGAAAGAGUUUGAUGAAGACAUGGAGGACAAGAGUGACAAUGACAAGAUUAGAGAGGCCAUGCCCUUUGCCGUGGUGGGAAGCGACAAAGAAUAUCAAGUGAAUAGCAAACGAGUUCUGGGGAGGAAGACACCUUGGGGAAUCAUAGAAGUCGAAAAUCCCAACCAUUGUGAGUUUUCUCAGCUGAGGGAUUUUCUGAUCAGGUCUCACCUCCAGGAUCUGAAGGAGGUCACUCAUAAUAUUCAUUAUGAAACCUACCGUGCGAAGAGACUGAACGAGAACGGCGGUCUGCACCCCAUAUCUUCCAAUGACACCCAAGAAAGUAACCUGUAGCCAGUUAGUCAGUCAGGAGACCAAUCUGACAGAGUGGGAAUGAAAAAGUGUGCAAUGAAGUUGAUUGAUGAGUCUACAGAGUAUUAAUCUGUGUCACCACAGCAUCGCUGCAUGCUUGGAAAACUUCCGCAUCUAUAACAAUUGGUGUGAUUUAAUCUUUUUUUUUAUAAACUCCACCCAUCACCUUCUACACCUCCUUUCCCACACCAUCCCCACAAACACAUAUCAAGCCCCUCCAACAUCAUAUCAUGUCCCAUCAAAAUCAUUAUUUUCAUACCUAUGAACAUUGAAAUGAAAAGACGCUCCCACCCAGAGACAUCGUGCCAUUAUAAAACUUACAAUUUAUCUACUGCCAAUGCCUUUUCAUGUAACAUCCUACAGGUAGUACACGCUUAGAAAGUGCCACAUUAUUGUUUUAGUUAAGGUGUUCUGUAGCAACUGAUGUCUGAUUUUAGACAAAUAAGAUGACUUACUGGAAUUAUUAAAAUGAUAAUUCCUGUAUUGUUGUGAUACUUUAGUCAGCUCUGCAGGUGACUCUACAAAUUACUAAGCAGAAUUUUUUUUCAUGUGAAGAAAAAAAAUCCCUGUGGCUUUACUCUCAGGAGGACUUAAGAAUUACUACAAGCUGUUGUGGUCUAUUAUCCUCACCCACACCAAAGGAGACAAAUUGAAAAUUCUGUAAUAUUCCCUCACCCUGUUUAUAUUUGAUUAUAUAUUUAAAUUCCCAUCAGACCUGCACACUAAAAUGGGAAAAGCUAAAACAGCAGUGACAUGGGAAAUUCAAAUCUGUGAGCAGCAGUGUGUGCUUGUAAUUAGAGAGUCCACAAGAUGCAUGACUGUGCAUACUGCAGAGUCUAUGAUUCACUGUAUGCGCAUGCAAACUUAACAAUUUGGGACAUCUCAGCCCAGCAUACUUUGGCUCAUAACAGUGGGUAAAGAGGGAAAAAACUGUGUUUUAAUACAUUUGUUCUCAAGUUAACUUGGCCAACUCCAUUUGUAUUGACAGAGGAAGUUGAUUAAAAUGUUACAGGUUUCAGAUCAA
Molecule: messenger RNA, 2489 nt
Organism: Notolabrus celidotus (New Zealand spotty)
Lineage: Eukaryota; Metazoa; Chordata; Actinopteri; Labriformes; Labridae
Gene: sept3
Product: septin 3
Exons: 10
Coding region: 209-1447 (412 amino acids)
Biological process (GO): cytoskeleton-dependent cytokinesis
Cellular component (GO): cell division site; neuron projection; septin ring
Molecular function (GO): GTP binding; GTPase activity; molecular adaptor activity
Source: RefSeq, a predicted model, not a curated record